AUCUGCUGAUGAACUAGUGGAUACUAACACUGCAGAAACUUAUUGGACCAAUCUUCCCUCCUUGUCCAUGGCUAUAUUCUUUCCACAUGAGAAUUCCUGAAUCUCUAACACUGAGCCAAGAUAAGUGUUGAAUGUGUGGGGAGUCAUUCUUCAUGUCAGAUCAUACACUUGGUCUCUCCCUCACUAGGUCUCUCAGCAUGAGAUACCAUCUCUAUCUCUUCCAAUUUCAGACCCAACUGAGGUCCGACUGGUGAAUGGUUCAAACCGCUGUUCUGGGAGAGUUGAGGUGCUGCAUAACCAGCAGUGGGGAAGUGUAUGUGAUGACAGCUGGGACUUGGAUGAUGCAGAAGUGGUGUGCCGGCAGCUGGGCUGUGGGAUGGCCAUAUCUGCUCCACCUAGAGCUCGGUUUGGGCUGGGAUAUGAACCCAUCUGGCUGGAUGAUGUGAACUGCACAGGCUCAGAGGCUGCCCUCUCUGAGUGUGGGGCCAGGCCAUGGGGAGAGAGUAACUGUAACCACAGAGAAGAUGCCAGCGUGGUGUGCCUAGGGCCAACUCAGCUCCGUCUGGUGAAUGGCUCCAAUCGCUGCUCUGGGAGAGUUGAGGUGCUUCAUAAACAGCAGUGGGGAACUGUAUGUGAUGAUGACUGGGACCUGAGUGAUGCUGAAGUUGUGUGCCGGCAGCUGGGCUGUGGGAUGGCCAUAUCAGCUCCAGGCUUGGCACAGUUUGGACAAGGAUCAGACCAUAUCUGGAUGGAUGAUGUUGAGUGCACAGGGACAGAAUCCAUCCUCUCUGAAUGCAGGUCCAAGACUGGGGAACCAACUAAUUGCAGCCAUGAGGAAGAUGCUGGUGUUGUGUGCUCAGAUCCCAUAGCACUGCGACUGGUGAAUGGUUCAAAUCUCUGUGCUGGGAGAGUUGAAGUGCAUCACAAGGAGCUUUGGGGAACUGUGUGUGAUGACGACUGGGACAUAAAGGAUGCUGCAGUGGUGUGCCAGCAGCUGGGCUGUGGAACGGCACUCUUGGCCCCUGGGAAAGCUCGAUUUGGGCAAGGACAUAAUGCCAUCUGGCUGGACAACGUGAACUGCACAGGGAGGGAAGGCACCCUCUCAGAGUGCCUGGCCAGGCCAUGGGGGGAACACAACUGCAACCACGGAGAAGACGCUGGCGUAGUGUGCUCAGGCCCUGUUAUACUCCAAUCUUCACAGCCUCUGCCACUGCUUCCAUUGCUUAUCUCAAUCAUGGCACCAGUCUUGAUGCUGCUUUGUGGGGUUGUUCUGUACCAGAAGAGGAGAAGAAUACAAAAUAGGGCUUUUAAUUCCACUCCAGGCUUUGUGCGCAUGGAGGAUCUGCUCAUCUCUGACAUCUCCCUUCCGACUCAUGAAGCUGAGCAACUGGCAGCAAGAGCAGUUCCUACUGAGGAUACUGGCAACAAAAGAACUCGCCUGGUGGGAGAAGACACCACACUGUGACAGCCACGUGCCAGCCAGCUAGAGAUGGAAAAGAGUGUUGGGGGCACAGUAUGAGUAUGGAGCAAGGGGGAUCAGCUCUGUGAGGCUUGCUCUUGGCCUCAAUAUGUAGGAGUUGUUGGUGCCUUGGGGUCUUCUUGGUACCUGCCAGGAUGUGAUGCUCCUGAGGACAGGUGUGUCAUGCCUAGUACAGAAUUUGGGGGUCAAACUGGGUUGCUGGUUCUGUCCUCAGGUUAUGCAGUGCCAGGCACCAAGUGCUGUGUCUGGUUCUGCUAGGAGGGGUUGACUCUCAUCUUGUGACUGCCCCAUGCUGUCUCUGCCCCUCUCCGACUUCCAGCAUGGUCUUUCCAGCUGUCAUAACACUCUGCAUCCCUUCAGAGGACCCCACAGCCACUCCCUCAUCUGAGAUUUCCCUCUGUGACCAGCCUGUGACCACUCCAGAUGCAAAACUCUAGUGGUGCAGCUCUGUCUCAUAGGGCAGCCCUGACACCAUCGACAGCUCUGGACCACUUCUUCUCUACAAAGUUGGGUUUCUAGAAAUUAAUCCACCAGCCAUCUCCCUGCCACCUCGGUCAGUCACCCCAAGCAAUACAAGGCACGACACACACCUCAUGGCACCAAAGAACUGCAUGCAAAAGACAUCUGAUGCACAGAAAUCUUUCAGGUUCAUGCUUUCAAUUUUUUGUGCAUUUGUGAAAAUAAACGUAUUCUGUAACAUUUAAGGAG
Dromaius novaehollandiae (emu) is the source of this 2188-nucleotide messenger RNA. RefSeq names its product deleted in malignant brain tumors 1 protein-like. Gene Ontology annotation, cellular component: plasma membrane. Gene Ontology annotation, molecular function: serine-type endopeptidase activity. The transcript is spliced from 5 exons. NCBI's taxonomy places the organism in Eukaryota, Metazoa, Chordata, Aves, Casuariiformes, Dromaiidae. Gene Ontology annotation, biological process: zymogen activation. The coding region runs from base 377 to 1465 and encodes 362 amino acids. The record is from RefSeq and is a predicted model, not a curated record.